Messenger RNA from Cercocebus atys (sooty mangabey), 1837 nucleotides. It is a transcript of the gene TMEM248, whose product is annotated as transmembrane protein 248. The coding region runs from base 266 to 1210 and encodes 314 amino acids. NCBI's taxonomy places the organism in Eukaryota, Metazoa, Chordata, Mammalia, Primates, Cercopithecidae. The transcript has 7 exons. The record is from RefSeq and is a predicted model, not a curated record.
UUUUUUUUCACCCGGAAACCGCGGCUGUCGGAGCCCGAGCUGAGGCGGCGGCGGGAGCCCGGUUGGCGUCUGGUCCUCGCGUCGGCCCCGCGGAGCCGGACGCUGUCCCCGGCGCGGCGGAGAAGAUGGUGCCGAGCGGCCCCGGGCCCGCCACGCGCCGCCACGAGUGAGCCCAGCGCGGCCGCGGGCGUCCGCCGAGCAGCUGGCCCGGCUGGGCCCGGGGCGCGCAGCUGCCCGCCGGGGCGGGGUGGAGCUGAUCAGAAUAAUGUUCAGCAUCAACCCCCUGGAGAACCUGAAGGUGUACAUCAGCAGUCGGCCUCCCCUGGUGGUCUUCAUGAUCAGCGUGAGUGCCAUGGCCAUAGCUUUUCUGACCCUGGGCUACUUCUUCAAAAUCAAGGAGAUUAAAUCACCAGAAAUGGCAGAGGAUUGGAAUACUUUUCUGCUACGGUUCAAUGAUUUGGACCUGUGUGUAUCAGAGAAUGAAACGCUAAAGCAUCUCACAAACGACACCACAACUCCGGAAAGCACAAUGACCAGCGGGCAGGCCCGAGCUUCCACCCAGUCCCCCCAGGCCCUGGAGGACUCGGGCCCUGUGAAUAUCUCAGUCGCAAUCACCCUAACCCUGGACCCACUGAAACCCUUCGGAGGGUAUUCCCGCAACGUCACCCAUCUGUACUCAACCAUCUUAGGGCAUCAGAUUGGACUUUCAGGCAGGGAAGCCCACGAGGAGAUAAACAUCACCUUCACCCUGCCUACAGCGUGGAGCUCAGACGACUGCGCCCUCCACGGUCACUGUGAGCAGGUGGUGUUCACAGCCUGCAUGACCCUCACGGCCAGCCCCGGGGUGUUCCCCGUCACUGUACAGCCACCACACUGUGUUCCUGACACAUACAGCAACGCCACGCUCUGGUACAAGAUCUUCACAACUGCCAGAGAUGCCAACACAAAAUAUGCGCAAGAUUACAAUCCUUUCUGGUGUUACAAGGGGGCCAUUGGAAAAGUCUAUCAUGCUUUAAAUCCCAAACUUACAGUGAUUGUUCCAGAUGAUGACCGUUCAUUAAUAAAUUUGCAUCUCAUGCACACCAGUUACUUCCUCUUUGUGAUGGUGAUAACGAUGUUUUGCUAUGCUGUUAUCAAGGGCAGACCCAGCAAAUUGCGUCAGAGCAAUCCUGAAUUUUGUCCCGAGAAGGUGGCUUUGGCUGAAGCCUAAUUCCACAGUUCCUUGUUUUCUGAGAGAGACUGAGAGAACCAUAAUCCUUGCCUGCUGAACCCAGCCUGGGCCUGGACGCUCUGUGAAUACAUUAUCUUGCGAUGUUGGGUUAUUCCAGCCAAAGACAUUUCAAGUGCCUGUAACUGAUUUGUACAUAUUUAUAAAAUUCUAUUCAGAAAUUGGUCCAAUAAUGCACGUGCUUUGCCCUGGGUGCAGCCAGAGCCCUUCAGCCCCACCUUGGACUUGAGGACCUACCUGAUGGGAUGUUUCUACAUGCCUCUAGAGAAGGAUUUCCUGGAUCUAGCUGCGUUGGAGCUGGUCACGACGAUGUUUUCACUAAGGUCACGGGUGCGUUGCCUCACUGGUGGGGUUGAAGUUUGGUUUGGUUCUUGUUUCGGCCCAGUAUGUAGAGAACGUUUGAAACAGUCUGCACCUUUGAUACAGUAUUGCAUUUCCAAAGCCACCAAUCCAUUUUGUGGAUUUUAUGUGUCUGUGGCUUAAUAAUCAUAGUAACAACAAUAGUACCUUUUUCUCCAUUUUGCUUGCAGGAAACAUACCUAAGUUUUUUUUAUUUGUUUAUUUUUUUCCUUUAUAAAGAAAAAAUAAAAUAGUCUCAUUUUAAUACUA